GCUUCUUCUUCUUCCUUGUUUAACUUUUCAGUCUGUUCUCAGGAAAGAGGAAAACAGCUGCCUCAAACUAGAGGUAAGCAUUAAAAGCGUCAUUUCGCCGAUGUAAACCGACAUCGGCGAAAUGUCGCUUUUAAUGUUUCUGAUUCUAGUGGGAAUUCAAGGUUCUACCGCAGUGACCCACUCUCUGAAGUAUUUCUACACGGCAUCUUCAGGAAUAGAAAACUUCCCAUCAUACGUCUCUGUUGGGUUUGUGGAUGAAGUUCAGAUAAGUUACUGUGACAGCAGAACAAAUAAAAAUAUCCCUAAACAGGAUUGGAUGAAUCAAGUGAAUUCAGAACAUCCAAAUUACUGGGAGGAGGAAACAGAAACAUGUCGGGAUAAACAGCAAGUCCUCAAAGACAACCUAGAAAUUGCCAAACAACGUUUCAACCAGACUGAAGGAGUUCACAUAUAUCAGCAGAUGUAUGGCUGUGAGUGGGAUGAUGAGACUCAACAGAUCAACGGUUAUGAUCAGUUUGGUUAUGAUGGAGAAGAUUUAAUCACACUGGACUGGAAGAAACAGGAAUGGAUCGCUCCAAAACCACAAGCUAACAUCACCAAAGAGAAGUGGAAUCAUGAUAGAUAUGAUUUAGAAUAUGAGAAGUUCUACUUAACUCAGACAUGUGUUGAGUGGCUGAAGAAAUAUGUGAACUAUGGGAGAAACUCCCUGAUGAAAACAGAUCGUCCAUCAAUGUUUCUCCUCCAGAAGUCGUCCUCCUCUCCAGUCAGCUGCUUCGCUUCAGGUUUCUAUCCUAACAGAGCUGAAAUGUUCUGGAGGAAAGAUGGAGAGGAGAUUCAUGAUGGUGUGGAGAAAGGAGAGAUCAAGCCCAACAAUGACGGGACCUUCCAGAUGAGCGUUAACAUCGAUCUGUCAUCUGUCCCAACUGGAGACUGGAACAAGUAUGAAUGUGUGUUUCAGCUCUCUGGAGUCAAGGAAGACAUCAUCAAUAGACUGGAGGAAACAAGAAUCUUGACCAAUGAAUCAAACACCAAAGAUCUGCCCAUCGCUUUUGUUGUUUUGGCUUUGCUUGUUCUCAUUGUUCUCAUUGGUCUCAUUGGUGGAUGUGGAUUCAUUCUUUACAAGAAGUAUAAAGAUGCUCAAGAUACCAAGUCUUCAACAUCAUCUUUAUCUAGUGGCAAAUCAAACAGUAGCAAGGACAGUCCCUCAUCAGAUGAGUCACUCGUUUAAUGCAAAAGGAGAACCACCAAAUGAGGACUUGGACACUAAUAUCCAAAUGCACCAAAAUCAGUCUUUUUUGGGUAUCUUCAUCUGGUCAAAGCAUCAGUUGUACAUAUUUCUGAAAUGUUUUAGAUCUUUUGGCCUUUGUAUUCAAAUAUUAUUUAUGUCUUUGAAAAAUGACUCUAUCGCUAUUGCUUUUUGAUUUUUAACUGUGACAAGGAAAAUCUUUGCCACAGGAAGGACUUGAUGGUUUUAUUUUAGUUUGAAAAUAUUUGUUUAAAACAUAGUCAGGAUAAAACAUAAUCUGCAUCAUAUAUUAAA
Messenger RNA from Gambusia affinis (western mosquitofish), 1540 nucleotides. RefSeq names its product H-2 class I histocompatibility antigen, Q9 alpha chain-like. The transcript has 7 exons. The coding region runs from base 122 to 1228 and encodes 368 amino acids. The record is from RefSeq and is a predicted model, not a curated record. Gene Ontology annotation, biological process: immune response. Lineage: Eukaryota; Metazoa; Chordata; Actinopteri; Cyprinodontiformes; Poeciliidae. Gene Ontology annotation, cellular component: external side of plasma membrane.